UGACGUGACGUGGUAUACUGCCCUAGUAACCCCGGUUUUGUUGGCUACACGCUGGUGAACAAACGGAUAAUGUAGCUGGCUACCUUGCUAGCAACUGCUAGUAAUCCGUUCCCAACUGGAUUAACUCGGUAUUCUCAUGUACCGGCUGUUCUUCAUGCCAAGUGGAGACAGAAUCUAAUGGUGUGGAUAGAAUGCGGAAUUCUUACAGAGUUUUCUUUACACCUGAUGAAAGCUGUACAUUUAUGGCGUUUGUGAGUGUUAGUGGAGACUUCUGCCAGGCCCAGCACCUGGUCAUUGUGGACAAGUGAAGAGAGUGGCCUGCCCUAUGAGGACAACACUGCCGCGUCGCCCCGCUAGUACACAGCACUCCAGCGGAGAGGCUGCUUUACCCACAGUCCCAAGUGUAUGCCGUGGCUUGAGCCAAUCCAGCCAUUAGAAAGCCAUCACUUUGUUUUUGUUUUUGUUUUUUACUCUCUCAAAACGCCAACAACUCACCACACCCUUCUGAAUGGGGCUGACUUGAUCUCUCUCCCUCCCGUUACCGCAAUCAAGUUCUUCGAUCCGGUUUUUGAAAGGUAGUCUCCUCAGAAUCGUUUUCUCCCCUCCAGUCUGUCAACAUGAACCGUCCGGCCCCUGUCGAGAUCUCCUACGAGUGCAUGAGGUUCCUCAUCACGCACAAUCCUACCAACUCCCAGCUCACCAAGUUCACUGAGGAACUGAAGGCAUUCGGGGUGCAAACCCUUGUCCGUGUGUGUGAGGCCACCUAUGAUAAGGCACCAGUGGAGAAGGAGGGUAUUGAAGUUCUGCACUGGCCUUUUGAUGAUGGUUCAUCUCCCCCUGACCAGAUUGUUGAUGACUGGCUCAACCUCCUGAAAUGCAAAUUCAAAGAGGAACCAGGCAGCUGCAUUGCAGUGCACUGUGUUGCAGGAUUAGGGAGAGCUCCUGUUUUAGUGGCCAUAGCCCUGAUUGAGUGUGGAAUGAUGUACGAGGAUGCAGUCCAGUUUAUACGAGAGAAGAGGCGAGGGGCUUUCAACUCAAAGCAACUACUCUACCUUGAAAAGUACAAACCCAAGAUGCGUCUCCGCUUCAAAGAUGCCAACGGUCAAAAUUGUUGCAUUCAGUAGGAGACUCGUCUGUGAAUAAGAGCAACAAAAACAAACAAACAAACAAAAAGCUACAAAAAGCCUACAAAACGAGUGUUAGCGUAAAAAGUGUAGACUGUAAGACAGUUUGAAAUUGAUCACAGAAAUGAGCAACGCAUUAACUGAUUGAUAAAAUCCAUGCACAAAAGGAAGGUGAAGAUCCAUUUUUUAACCAGCAUACAGAAUGACCAUGUAUGAGGUCUGCAAAGGACACAAAUGUCAAAUUUGGGAAGAGGGCCACCUUUGCAGAUCAAUAAGGGGGGGGGCAGUAACACACCAAUGUGCACGUGUGUGUUUUUAUUUUAAAUGACACAGCCUUCAAUAAGAAGUUAAUUGUCAGUACAAGGGUUUUCCCAGAAGGUUGUGAAUUUUGGUGUGUAGUAUGUAAACCUGUACCCAUGCUAUAAAUGACGCAAACAAGUGAUUGUGACGGUUGUGAUCACAUGUCCUUAUUUGACACAAGAUUCACAUGUGGUUUACAUUUAGGUGCUUCUCUGCAGAUGUAAACAGGUACCAUACACUAAGCUUAGGUGUGCACAGACACAAAUCACCACACGGGUCACCACUUCACGUGUAGGACUCCUACCUGCAGCUGUCUGUUUAAACCUGCGAGUGUUUUUAAUCCUUCCUGUUAGUGAAAGUGUGCAUACAAACAUUCCAGAUAUCUAUUGAGAAACCAGCUUGAAAAGAUGGCUGAAAAAUAAACAAGCAAGAAAGACAUUGUUGAUGAUCGAUCCAAUAGUAAAGGCUCCCACAUUUGAUUUUUAAAUGUUGAAAUAAACUUCCUAUGAUUGCA
Molecule: messenger RNA, 1938 nt
Organism: Sardina pilchardus (European sardine)
Lineage: Eukaryota; Metazoa; Chordata; Actinopteri; Clupeiformes; Clupeidae
Gene: ptp4a2a
Product: protein tyrosine phosphatase 4A2a
Exons: 8
Coding region: 618-1124 (168 amino acids)
Biological process (GO): protein dephosphorylation
Cellular component (GO): nucleus; cytoplasm
Molecular function (GO): protein tyrosine phosphatase activity
Source: RefSeq, a predicted model, not a curated record